Messenger RNA from Monomorium pharaonis (pharaoh ant), 6809 nucleotides. RefSeq names its product CD109 antigen (gene Mcr). Gene Ontology annotation, cellular component: extracellular region. The transcript has 6 exons. Gene Ontology annotation, molecular function: protein binding; endopeptidase inhibitor activity. NCBI's taxonomy places the organism in Eukaryota, Metazoa, Arthropoda, Insecta, Hymenoptera, Formicidae. Bases 199 to 5118 code for a protein of 1639 amino acids. The record is from RefSeq and is a predicted model, not a curated record.
AACGUUCGUAACGGGCCACUCCUCUCGCGUUCGAAUCAUCCGCGCGAUGCGUGUAAUCGACGCCCUAUUCUGUUGAGAGUGAUCCUCGUUCGUAAGGUGUGCGGCACGCGGUGAUGCUGAUCGCGUGCGGCGCUCGCUGACACAGCGGCAGCUGACUCUCGACUCCGAUCAGGAAAUCACGAUCCCUCGCGAGAGAAGAUGUUGGUCUGGAUUCUCUUGUUGUUCCUGGCUCCUGGAAAUGGCCAGGAAUGGCCACCGCCUCAGUUCACUCAGGAAUCUACAGAAUCCACCCCUAGGCUUCCAUGGAAUCGUUUUGAAGAUUGGGAUCAGAAUGCAGGAGGUUUUGGAUUCCGAAAUCCUUCGAAUCAAAAUGAAAAUGUUAUAAUUAGACAAUCCACAUACUUUGUGGUUGCGUCUCGCAUGGUCCGACCAGGCCAGGUGUACAGAGUCGCUGUAAACAUUCUUCACAGCCCACUGCCCAUAACGGUGCGUACAUCCAUUCAGCGAAAUGGUGUGGAAAUUGCGGCAGAUCAUCAGGAAGUGAAGGAGGGCAUACCAGAGACUUUGAUGAUGCGCAUGCCACCUACCUCCGUGGGUGGUGACUACAAGCUGCGUGUGGAAGGGAUGUACAAUCAUCUGGAGGGUGGCCAGGCCUUCCUGAAUGAAACCAAACUGAUAUUUUCACAACGAUCCAUGACUAUUUUUAUACAGUUGGACAAGCCCAUGUACAUGCAGGGCGAAACAGUGCGAUUCCGCACGAUUCCGAUCAAUACGGAAUUGAAGGCCUAUGACAAUCCCGUGGACGUGUAUAUGUUGGAUCCGAAUAGAAGAAUCAUGAGAAGGUGGUUGAGCAGACAGAGCAACCUGGGUACAGUGUCGCUGUCUUAUCAGCUCUCCGAUCAACCGGUCUUUGGAGAAUGGAUCGUACAAGUGAUAGCGCAAAAUCAAGUAGAAGAGAAGACGUUCCUCGUAGAGGAGUAUUAUCAAACGCGUUUCGAGGUGAACGUCACAAUGCCAGCGUUCUUCUUUGACAACGACCCCUACAUUUAUGGUAUUGUUCAGGCGAAUUAUACCUCAGGCGCGCCGGUGAAAGGUAAUCUGACUUUGAAGGCUAGUUUCAAACCACUGGAGAGACCACACAUUGCUUCUCAAUUGCCAAUCGAACCGGUCGAGAGAUACUUCAAUUUUAACGAGUACUAUCCAUCGUGGUUUAGGAUACUGAGAUGGGAAGAGCAAAGAAUACCAGUGUUGAGAUUUUUUAACGGAACGUACCAUUUCCGAUACCCUAUGCAGGAAUUGCUAGGUUUUGUUCCGUCGGCUUCGGUCGAAGGAAUGGAGGUCACUGUGGUCGCAACAGUAGGCGAGAGAUUUCUGGACGAGGUGAUCGUUGGCUAUUCCACGGCGAGAAUCUUCAAUUCCACCACGAAGGUCCGUUUCCUCGGCGGCAGUCCGCAGGUCUUCAAGCCAGGGAUGCCGUUUACCUUGCAGCUGGUCGCGUCCUUCCACGACAAUUCGCCGUUACGGCCCACGCAGCUCAGAGACGCCAUGAUGGAGAUUCGCGCGGAUGUCGAAAUGCGAACCGGCGGACGUCGCAGCAUCGACACCCUGUACCCGAGAGCGUCACCGGAACAUGCAGACGUGUGGUCCGUGAAGAUGGAUCUGAGGAAACAGCUCGGAUUGGAGCACGAUGCCGAUCGCGCCGAUCAGAUAUUAAAUGACGUCUCCUCUAUGAGGGUCUUUGCGCACAUCACCGACGGCGAAGGUUACAGGGCGCAGACCGAAUUGCUCCUGCUCGCUCAUGAGUCUCCAAAUAAUAAACACAUUAAAAUAUCAACGUCUACCGAAAAACCUAAGGUCGGCCAAUAUAUGGUGUUCCACGUGCAGACCAACUUUUACAUCGACGCCUUUAACUACCUCAUUAUGUCAAAAGGCAUAAUACUUCUAGCUGGCGAGGAUAACAUGCAGCACAAUGUAAAGACUUUCGCAAUUCCUUUGAGCCCCGAGAUGGCUCCCGUCGCGACGGCGGUGGUGUACUACGUGGGUCGCUAUGGCGAAGUUGUCGCAGAUUCACUGACCUUCCCAGUGAACGGUAUCUCACGCAACAACUUUACUGUGUUCAUCAACAACAAGAAGGCGAGGACUGGUGAGCGCGUUGAGGUGGCUAUCUAUGGCGAGCCCGGCGCCUACGUUGCCCUGUCGGGCAUCGACCGCUCGUUCUACACCAUGCAAGCGGGCAAUGAACUGUCGUACGCGAAUGUGAUCACAAAAAUGGCUCACUUCGACGAGGAAACUAAUGGCACGAACACACAUACCUGGCAGUAUCACGACGGUGAUCCGGACGAAUUGGUGUACUACCCGGCUUCCACCUUCGGCAUCGACGUCAAUCGCACGUUCGACUAUAUUGGCCUGAUCGUCUUCACGGACGCCAUGUUACACCGACGACCCGAACUCUGCAAUCGCACGCAGGGAUAUGGCGAGUGUUUGACCGGUCGUUGCUACAGACUGGAGAAGAAAUGCGACGGCAUAUUUGAUUGCGAGGACGGCACAGACGAGGCGCGAUGCAUCGAACGAAACGCGACUGAUCUGGCGCAGUUCCGCAAAUGGCGAUUCAACCGGAUCCAGAGACAUUACGAGAAUGUUUGGUUGUGGAAGGAUAUCAACAUCGGUCCACAUGGUCGACAGAUCUUUAAUAUAGAUGUUCCACGAAGACCGGUACACUGGAUGGUCACCGUCUUUAGCAUGUCGCCGAGCAUCGGGUUCGGUAUGUUGCCGAAGGCGCUGGAAUACACCGGAGUUCUGCCGUUCUAUAUAAACGUGGAGAUGCCGAGUCACAGCAGACAGGGCGAACAAAUUGGUAUUCGCGUGUCCGUCUUCAAUUAUAUGCGCUACAAUAUCGAGGCGACGGUAAUUCUGGCAGGCUCCAAAGAUUAUAAGUUUGUCCACGUCGAAGACAACGGUAUUGUGCAGUCGUACAAGCCGCGCACCUCCUUCGGCGAGCAUCAAUUCUUUAUCUGGAUCCCCGCUCAGGAUGCCAGUAUCGUUUAUUUGCCCAUCGUACCGGUCAGACUCGGCGACAUCAAGGUUCACGUCUACGCAACCACUCUAAUCGGCAGGGAUUCAGUAGUUCGCAACCUUCACGUCGAGGCUGACGGAGUGCCGCAGUAUCGGCAUCAAUCGAUUCUGCUAGAUCUCAGUAAUCGCGCUUACGUGUUCCAGUACAUGCACGUGAAUAUCACUGAGACGCCGAUCAUACCGUAUGACGAAAACCGUUACUACGUAUUUGGGUCUAACAAAGCGACUAUCAGCCUGGUUGGUGACGUGGUGGGGCCGAUUUUCCCAACAAUGCCUGUAAACGCGACGAGUCUUAUGAACAUGCCGAUGGACUGCGCCGAGCAGACCAUGUUCAGUUUUGCCGCCAAUAUGUACACUACAUUGUAUAUGCGCCUGAUCAAUCAGCGCAAUCGCACGCAGGAGAAGGAGAGCUUCUACUACAUGAAUAUCGGUUAUCAGCGACAGCUGUCGUUCAUGAAUCCCGACGGGUCUUUCAGCUUUUUCCGCACCGAUUGGAACCAAUCGAUGCCGAGUGUUUGGCUGACGGCGUUCUGCGCUCGGAUCUUCCAGGAGGCCAGCUUCUACGAAUGGGAGAAUUAUCUAUACAUCGAUCCCGAAGUGAUUGCUCAGGCAGUUUCUUGGAUAUUGAAGCAUCAGACGCCAGAAGGCGCGUUCUACGAGGUGACCUGGCUGCCAGACCGAAAAAUGAACAGCUCUUUGAAUUACAGAAACGACAUAAUCGCCCAUCGAAACAUUAGUCUUACCGCUCAUGUGCUCAUCACACUAGAGAGCGUCAAGGAUCUUACAGGCGGUCUAGGUUCUCAAGUGGCUCUCAGUGCGGCUAACGCUAUCAAAUGGUUAGAGAGGAAUCUAAAGCUGUUAGAGGAUCGCGGCAAGCCUUAUGAAAUAGCAAUAGUGGCUUAUGCACUUCUGGUGGCGAAAGCUUCGACUGCCGAACAAGCCUUUAACAUCCUGGCGAGACAUGCACGGAGAGAAGGCGGUUUAACGUAUUGGGGUAGAGAACAAGUACCGCUUCCUCCGUACAAGAUGGAAAAUCAGAAGCCCUUCUUACUGCCGCGUUUACCUUAUAAGUACGACUCGGAGAACAUAGAAACAACUGCGUAUGCACUACUCGUUCAUGUCGCCCGGCAAGAAGUAAUGAUAGAGCCGAUAGUGAAGUGGCUAAAUGCACAGAGAUUGACGGAUGGUGGAUGGGCUUCCACUCAAGAUACCGUUUGGGCGAUGAAAGCGCUAAUGGAAUAUACCGUGAGGUCGAGAAUUAGAGAUGUCAGUGCGCUCACGGUAACGGUAGAGGCUACCGCUUUACCGGGGAAGACUAAAAUGUUAACGGUGAACGACAAAAAUCUAGCGAGGCUUCAAACUAUCGAGAUCCCGGAAGCGUGGGGAACCGUAAAAGUGCAGGCGAAGGGCGCAGGCUACGCUAUUCUGCAGAUGCACGUGCAGUAUAAUGUGGAUAUAAAGAGAUUCCAAACAGAGCCGCCGAUGAAAGCCUUUGAUCUAGUCACCAGAGCAAAUUUCCACGGCAGAAAUCAGUCUCAUAUCUCAUAUUUUUGCUGUCAAAGAUGGACGAAUCUCAACGAAUCUGUCCGUUCCGGCAUGGCUGUGCUGGAUGUAGAAGUACCAACUGGCUACAUAAUUCAACAGCAAAAUCUGGACAGGUACAUCCUAUCGAAGCAAGUGAGGAAUCUCCAGAGAGCACGUUUCCAAGAAAAGAAAGUACUCUUUUAUUUCGAUUAUCUGGACAGCGAAGAGACCUGCGUAAACUUCACGGUGGAACGUUGGUAUCCGGUCGCAAAUAUGUCACGAUACCUUUCCAUUCGCGUUUAUGAUUACUAUUCGCCAGAACGCUUCAACGAAUCUAUAUUCGAUGCACUGCCUACGUACACAUUAAAUAUAUGCGAGGUUUGCGGCAGCUCCCAGUGCCCUUACUGCCCAAUUUACAAUGCUGCUAUACUUUUAACUACACCAACAGGUUUCCUGCUUGUCGUGUCGCUCGUCGUCACGUUAACAAGGUAUUUCCGAACGCAGCAGUUCGGCGACGGCUAGCAUACAUAAUACAAAGGUGAAAGCAUUCGAUCCUUAUUCAUUUCUAUUGCCAUAAUUUGCCUCUGCUAAUGGAGCACAAAUAUGGAACAAUAUGACAAAUCAAAACAUUGUACAUGUCCACGAUUCUAAUUUCUAAAUUUAAAGAAUUUUUUAUAUAAUUUUACAAAUACGAACAUGAUACGUGUGUGCAAUGAUCAAUGUAGAAUGAUGAGUUUUCAGUGUAAAUUUUUUUUCUAGUGAAGAUAAUCACUUUUAAUAAUUCUGAUUGUUUUUAUAUACAAUAUUUCUGUUAAAAAUUUUUGUUACACAAUCUGUGUAGCACAAGAUACAUUUCAUAAUUAUAAAGAAAAUCUCAUAACUUUCACAUAUUUACUUUCACAUUUUCGCGAUCAUGUAUAAACGAUACUUUAGAAGAUCAUAUUUUAUCAAGAGUGACAUAAAAACAAUUAAAAUUUUAGGCUCGAAGGUUUACAAUUAGAAAGUUUAUAAUUAUAGAGAAAGUAUAUUAUUAUUUAUACUUUUGAAUUAUGCAAAACGCACAAACUGAUUAUGUCAUAAGAUCGAAUAAUCGAAAGCAAUUGUUUCUAAAAGUAUUAACACAAAUUUUCACAUUUCAUACAUCAAUAUUUUUUGUAUUAUUUAACGAAAUUAUUGUUGUAAAUAUUAAAAUCCGUCUUGUCUUUUUUAAAUCUUGAAAUGCAAGAAUUUUAUCUUUUACGUGUUAGGGCAUCGUACUUUUGGAGGCAAAGUAUUUGAAGUACAAAUCAAGUGUAAUAUCGCAGCUAGCGAUUUUUAUCAGCUACGCUACUAACUAUAAAUUACCAAAAGAUUUGCGGCAAAAGUGAUUAAAUGAAUAUACCGAAAAGAAAAUAAUUCCAGAUUUUUUAUAAGUUAUUAUAGUACUGUUCAGGAUUUGUUUUCGAUUUUGGGUUUAAAUUUGAAAUAUGCCAAUAUGCCUAUUGUUGUUCCUACUUUUCAUUGCAAACUGUUUUUUUAUAAUACGCGAUAGUCUUAGGAACGAGAUUAAUGUAAGAUCAAAGAAUUUUUCAGGUCUGUCAUUCAUAAUCUUUCAUGUGAGAUGAUGCAGUAAACUGUUGACAGAUUGGAUAUUAUUAAUUGUACAUAUUCUGUUUUGUUGUAUUAUAAUUACAGUAAAUUUAUAUAUAAAUACUAAUUAUAUAUCUAUACUUUAAAUAUUGUAUAAAAUUACUUUUACUACUACAUAUAAUUAGGUAUUUUUUAUAUUUUAAUUAUAUGUAUUAAGUAUAAUAGUAUUUUAUAAUUAAUAUUAAUAACAAAAUGACAAUUUUUAACAGUGAUUGUGAUAUAUACAUCAAAAAUUGUUAACAAUUUUAAAAUAAUCUCAUUUCUGAAAGUGAGUAUCAGGCAUGUUACAAGGAAAUAAAUAUGAAAUGCAGGGAAGAGAAAUUAACAGCAAUAGGUAUGAACAUCGACUUCAAUUUCAAAUUCAAAAAUAUAAAUCCUGGACAACGCUAAUUUAUUAUAGCUAAAAAUUGCUUGUUUUCCCAAUAUAGUUUACACAACUUGAAGUUUAUUCCUUAAUAUUUCUUAUUCCGUUUCGUGAAUUAUAUCAUUCGCAGAUCAUGCCUUCGUAGUACACAUUAAUAUUCCCAAUUUUAGAGAUAAUCUUUUGUUUUAUAUUGUUUCAAUCGUCGAAUAUGAAAAAAAAA